Eupeodes corollae is the source of this 1385-nucleotide messenger RNA. Its product is annotated as C3 and PZP-like alpha-2-macroglobulin domain-containing protein 8. Bases 152 to 1054 code for a protein of 300 amino acids. The transcript is spliced from 3 exons. Lineage: Eukaryota; Metazoa; Arthropoda; Insecta; Diptera; Syrphidae. The record is from RefSeq and is a predicted model, not a curated record.
CGGUGGUGGCUAGUGGCUAGGUUAGACUUUGAUUUUGAUUCAACUACAAAAUCAGUAUCUGUUUUAAUUUCACCGAGUGAACGUGUGAAUUCAAAUUUUUCCAAAUAAUUUAUAUAUUUUCCCAAGUGUUUUAAAUUAAAAAUAAAUCAAAAUGCCAAUUGAAGUCAACACUCCCGACAAAUUGGAAUAUAUUUUCUACCCAGCAUCCAGUGGUUGCUUCACCUUCAAGGUUCGUUCAGCAAGCGAUGCCCAUUUGGCUCUUACAAGCGGACCUCAUGAAUCAGACCCAAUGUUUGAGGUCUUCUUGGGUGGCUGGUCCAACAGUAAAUCGGUCAUUCGCAAGAACCGCACCAAGCCCGAUGUUGUUGAGGUGAACACACCUGGAAUUCUCAACGCUGGAGAAUUCCGUGGUUUCUGGAUUCGCUGGUACGAUAAUGUGAUCACUGUUGGACGUGAGGGUGAAGCUGCUGCCUUUAUGUCUUGGGAAGAACCCGGUAUGCAUCCAGUCAACUAUGUAGGAGUUUGCACAGGAUGGGGUGCCACUGGUACCUGGUUGAUUGAUGAAGAUCAAUGUUCCGCCCAAGCUUCAGCUCCAGUUAUGGGAUUCUCACCCCCAACUGGCUCUGGUCCCGGCUGUUGGGUUCCAGCUGCUAACGGCGCUAUUCCACCAGGUGCUAUCGAAGGAGGUUUCGAUGGAUCAGAACAAUUGUACAUUGCCCGCGCCGUUCACGAAGGAGCUCUUAUUCCCGGUAAACUCCAUCCAUCACAUGGUGUCACCUACGUGGCAUGGGGAGGUGGUGAACAUGGACACCAGGAAUACGAAGUAUUGUGUGCCUGUGGUGGUAACUGGGUAGCCAUUUCCGGUGGCGAUAUCCCUCCAAAUGCUCUUCCAGCUGGUGAAACCGAAGAUGGUGAACCAUUGUUCAUUGGACGUUGCAAUCACAACGGAUCAAUUGUUGUCGGCAAGGUGCAACCAUCCCAUGGGAAGUGCUACAUUCCAUACGGUGGAGAGGAAGUGGCCUUCAGUGACUACGAAGUCUUUGUGAGCAACUAAAUUUAAUGAAACAAAACAAACUAAAAUAUAAAAUAGAAUAUAGCACACGCCGUAAAUUAUUAAUGUGAAACAAUAAAUUAAAAAAAGUAAUAAGUUGGAACAUUUUGCCAACAUUUAUAACAUCCUAGUGGCUUUAAUAAAAAUCAAAUUAGAAUCUCCUGCAGUAGUGCCUUGAUGGAGAGCACAGCUUUCAUAUAUACUACAAUAAUGUAUUCAUAUUAUGGGAUUGCAGUUAAAUGUUAAAUGAAUCUCUCAGAUGAUAUUAAAAUUACACUUAAUUUUAUAUAUUUUUUGCAAACUGUUAAAUAAAAUCUAAAGAUGUUAUAAAAAA